Plutella xylostella (diamondback moth) is the source of this 3321-nucleotide messenger RNA. RefSeq lists its product as uncharacterized. Gene Ontology annotation, molecular function: serine-type endopeptidase activity. NCBI's taxonomy places the organism in Eukaryota, Metazoa, Arthropoda, Insecta, Lepidoptera, Plutellidae. Gene Ontology annotation, biological process: proteolysis. The record is from RefSeq and is a predicted model, not a curated record.
CCAACAUCGUUAGUUGCCCCACGAAUGUGACAGUGCACGGACGCCAUAUUGGAUUAAAAUAAUCAAAUAAAUGCUUUUUAAAUAAAAAUAUAAAACAAAAUUCAAUUAAAUAAUAGGUUAGUGUCAAGUGUAAAUUUGUAAAUUGUCAUUACAAAGAUAUUUUGAGUGUUUAUCGUGCGUGCGAGUUUGGAAAUAUUCCAUAAUUGAGGCAAAAAGUGGUUUUAUAAAGUGACUCGCAGUUAUUUUUGUUAUAAUUCAACAAGACAAUGGAUAAUUGCCGUUUACGCCUUGUCUUAAUUGGUUUUUAAUUGUGUGUAACUUCAUUUGUUUAUAAGACGCCCUAACCAGGAUUAAACCUUCCCAACUUGGUUGGUUUCUAAGCCGCGCCCAUGUCGGCGGCAUGUCUCCCCUCACCGCACUGCUGCUGCUCGGGCUGAUCACCACCGGAGACGCGCAGUACUUCGAUAUAUUCCAAGGGUUCCAGCCGUUUCUGCAGUCACAGACCACACAGAGACCGAAACCACAAAAAAAACAACAAAUAGAGUUCGUCUACUCUCCACAAGAUGGUGACACUAACAACAGGUUCAUUGUCAUCAACCCUGGCAACACCGACAAUGUUGCCACAGAGAAAAAUCAACACUCGUACAAAUACGAGGCUCAUUUCGACGAUAGUAUAAGAACUACUAAGUCUUAUACUACAAGUACUGCUAAGCCUCCAAAAAGAAAUUCUAGUCAAAAUAAUAAUAAAGCUGGAGGAACUAGACAUAGGAAUAGUAAUAAGCAAUCUAGUGUAGCUAGUAUAGUUAGUAAUAGUGAUAAUACAAAAGGGAGUUAUAGUGAUAAUGAAAAUAGAAGAAAACAGUCAACGACUGAAGAUUCUUACUACGCUAUAAGACCUCUAUUUAAGCCGACAACUAAAGCUCCAAUAUUUGAUUCGUAUGAUAAUGACAAUUAUUACGAGAAUGUUAAUUAUAAUAAGAAGCCAAGUAACAGUGGUCGACCAAAUAAUAACGCACAUACAACGGCUAAACCAACAUCAAGCAAUGUUAGAACAACAUACACUACAGCAAAGCCUAAUAAAAAUAUUCAAAGGUUAGAUAGUAACAGACCGAAUCAAUCGGAAUACAGCAGUUAUACAACAAAAAAACCGAACAAUAAUAAUGAUAGAAACGAUAACAGCAAUUACUAUGACCAAUCGGGUUACAGCGUUUAUACAAAACCAAACAAUCAGAGAACAGAAAAUAACUAUAACAGACCGAGCCAAACCGACUAUACCACCUAUACAACGACAACUAAAAGAAGUGUGAGACCAGAAUAUAACAAUGACAGACCAAAUCAAUAUGAGUACAGCAGCUAUACAACAACGAAACCUAAUAAGAACAACCAGAGAACAGAAUAUUACGGCGAAAGACCAAGCCAAUCGGAAUACAGUAGCUUUACUACAAAGAAACCGAACUAUAAUCAGAAACCAGAAUAUAACCACGAAAGACCAAGUCAAUCUGAUUACAGUAGCUAUGUUACAACUAAACCUACGAAAAAUAAUCAGAGACCAGAAUAUAACAACGAAAGACCAAGUCAAUCUGAAUAUAACAGUUACACCACCAAACCCAAUCGACCCCAAAGACCAGAUUACAAUGGCGACACUUACAGCAGCUACUCAACAUCUAGACCAAAUUACGAAAACACCCAUUACACAACAACAAAUAAACCCAACUAUUACAACUAUGAAGGAUCCUAUAACGAUGGACCAAGCUACAACGCUUAUACAACACAUAAGAACACCAAUAAAAGACCUUCAAAUAGUCAUACAACUCAAAACCCCUACACUCAUAGGCCAGGUGUAAAGCCAGCAGUUAUACACGGCCCUCCUAUAACGAACAGGCCGAUUCACAAGCCGUAUACAGAGAAGCCUAAUGGUGAUUUCGGGAAUGAGGAUGCAGUGUAUUUCCCAGAAGAGAAGAACCCUUCGCCAGAAGUAGUGAUAGGGCCAGAUGUGGACGUCAUGAGUUCAACGCAGAGGAGGAAAUACGUGGAUCUUGCUGAAAAAUUAUGCGACAAGUACAAAUCCUUCGACUCGACCCUCGUGGCCGCCAUCCCUCUCCUGCCGGAGCCGGAGCCGGUGACGUUCAACGUGUCCGGCUGCGCGCCGCGGACCGCGCCCCUCAUUGUGGGAGGGAAGGUCGUCAAUAUAGACCAGUUUCCGCACAAUGCUGCGCUGGGGUGGCUGAAGCUUGAGGGCGCGGGCUACUCGUGGAAGUGUGGAGGCUCGCUCAUCAGCGACCGCUUCGUGCUGACGGCCGCCCACUGCGCCUACCAGGAGAGGGAUAACACUGUUGUUGCAGGCCCCCCGCGCGUGGUGCAACUCGGCUCAUCCUACCUGGACGACCCCGGCGCGCUAGUGGUCAGGGUCUCCAAGUCCAUCCGGCACCCGCGGUAUAAGAUACCCCGGUCCUACUACGACGUGGCGCUGCUGAAGCUGGUCACUAGCGUCAGAUUCUCGGAGGUGAUCAAGCCGGCGUGCAUCGGGCUACCCCCGGCUGCCGGCGAGUCCAUCAUCGCCACGGGGUGGGGGCGGACUGAGUUCGGCGGAGAAUCCUCAGAAGAGCUCCGAGGCGUGUCCAUCCCGGUGUGGGACAUGGCGACCUGCUCCCGCGUGCUGGGGCCGUCGCGCAAGCUGCCUCAGGGACCCUCGGCUGACAGCCAGCUGUGUGCUGGCGAGGUGGAGGGAGGGAAAGAUACUUGUCAGGGCGACUCAGGCGGCCCAGCUCAAGUCCUAGACGGGUGCGCGUGGCGCGUGGUCGGGGUCACGUCGGUGGGGCGCGCGUGCGGGGCGCCGCGCACCCCCGCGCUUUAUGCCACCGUGUUGAGGGAGUUUGUGGCCGCUGUCAUCACCAUGUAUUGAGUAGCUAAGCGCUCAGUUGUAGACAGGGACUUAAGUGCAAUUUCGCCAUAGUCGGUUAAAUAACCGACAGGGUUUGAUUUAUAAAUUAAACGUCAUCUCCAUAUAAAAUUCAUGACAGAUGUGUCAAAAGUCAACCACUACUCCCUGGUUAUGCUCUAACCGACUAUGGAGAAAUUGUCACUAAGCUUGCGCUCUACGCCACCGUGUUGAGCGAGUUUGUAGCUGCUGUCAUCACCAUGUAUUGAUUAAGUACAUAAUUUACGCUGAGUUGUAGUAAGGAACUUAAGUGCAAUUUCGCCAUAGUGGUUUAGAGCAUAAUCAGAGAUUAUUGGUUGACUCUUGACACAUCUGUCAAGAUUUUGGUAUGGAGAUGACGUACAAUUGAUCAACCAAUACCUGGUUAUGAUUUAACCGACUAU